Molecule: messenger RNA, 2328 nt
Organism: Dermatophagoides farinae (American house dust mite)
Lineage: Eukaryota; Metazoa; Arthropoda; Arachnida; Sarcoptiformes; Pyroglyphidae
Source: RefSeq, a predicted model, not a curated record
UUUAGUUUGUUUUGUUUUGUUUUGUUUGAUUUGUUUGUUUGUUUGCCAGGAUAAAAUAGAAUUCUCCUUUUAGCACAAUUUUAUUGCUUCUUGAAAUUUAAUUUUUUUUUGGCCCUCCCAUCACCAAUUUCAAUCCAAUUCAUUCAUUUGGCCAUCUCAUAAGCCAUUUUCAAUGUAUUCAAAUAAUCAAAUCGACCAUUCUUAUCGACAAUAUUCAAAUGGACAACAACAACGACAAAACGUGAUCAUUUCUUUUGCAUCGUAUCAUCAUCAACAUCAUUAUUGUUGUUUAUUGUUUCCGACAGCCAUGGCUUUCAUUAAGACAAUGUUAGUUACCAUAGUUUUGGCCACAUUCAUUUUAAUGAAUUCAUUUAUGACCAUCGAAGCAUAUAGUAGUGGUGCACCAAAUAAUCAAAAAGUUUGUACAACAAUGAUACCGGGUCAUGGUAGCCGACAGAAUACACCGGCACCAUAUAAAUUAACCACGAAUAUAAUAAAUGAUCGUCGACAUUCACAGCAAAUAAUCUCCAUUGAACUUCAGGCAACAGCACAUGUUACAUUUGCCGGCUUUAUUGUACAAGCACUACGAAAUCAUCUUGGCGAUGAUGUUGAUAAUCAAAUAAUUGAUGAUGGAUAUUUCGAACGUUUGACAAACAACACAAUAACGAAAAGUUGUUUAUCACAUGUACAUAAUACAUGGACACAUUCAGAUGGUGAACCAAAAACCCGUGUAUUAGCAAGAUGGAUACCAUAUAGUCAAACAUUUAAUGGUAGCCUUUAUUUUCAAGCAACUGUUGUACAAGUAAAACAAGCUUAUUGGAAUGAAAUUCGUUCUGAACCAAUCUAUUUCUAUCGUGGCCACAGUACAGAUGAAUCAAUGUAUUCGAAAUUGAUCGAUAAUCAACCAAUUGAUCAGCCAAUGUCUGGCGCAAAAAUGCAAUCAUUCGAUAUUGAUUAUGAUCAAUGUUUGAACCGGUUAUGUAUUGGAUUGGCCAAUAAUGAUGAUGAUGAUAAUGGCAAUUGUAUUGGCAGUAAAUCCUGUCGUGCAUUAAUGUCAGUUUGGAAGAAUGAAAAUGGUGAAAAUAAUUUUAGCUUACAAGCUAAACCAUCAAAACAAUCAUCAUCGAUGGCCAAUUCAUAUUAUUCAAUGGCAUUGUCCGAUGAUAAUCGUAUGGGCAACGAUUUUGUUGUCGAUUGUCUAGUCAAUUCAAAUGGCCGUGUCAUGGUGGAUCUAAGUCAUAACAUUGGCAAAUCAAAUGAACCAUUAUCUAAGCGUGAAAGAAUGGAUAUUCUUCAAGAACAAACGGGACAAUUUAUCGAUGGUAUUGUUCAUUGUAAAUGGCGAUUAAAACGACAAUUCAGGAUUGGAAAUAAAGAUUAUGAUAUUUCAAAACGAUCAUAUCAUAUAUUUCUAGCGACCGGAUCAUAUGAUAAUGAUGGUGAACAAAAUCAUAAAGAAUAUCAUGAUUUGAAGCUACGAACAUCAGAACCAGUAAAUCUAUCGUCAAUCAUUGCCGGUAGUCUACAGGUCAAAGAUCUUACAGUAUUGAUUCGUGUACAUGGAUGUCUUAUGUUGAUUGCAUGGUUUGGCACGGUACCAAUUGCCAUUACAUUGGCACGUUAUUUUAAACAAGCCUGGCCUGGUCGUCUACUUUGUGGUGUACAAAUCUGGUUUGCGUUUCAUCGUAGUCUAAUGAUAUUUAGCAUCUGUUUGAUGAUUAUUGCACAGAUUUGCAUAUUUUAUUAUAUUGGCGAAUAUCGUGUGGGAUUACAUCAAAUUUUCGGUUCAAUUGCAUUCACAUUGGCCAUACUACAACCGAUUGGUGCCUUGUUUCGACCACAUCCCGGUACAUCAAAACGUUGGCUAUUCAAUUGGGCACAUUGGUUCGGCGGUACUGCCGGUCAAAUUACGGCUGCUGCUGCCAUUCUAUUGGCAAGUAAACUUAAACUUGCAAAUCUUUCCGAUUCAUUCCUGUACAUAGCUAUUGUUUGGAUACUUUGUCAUGUUGUUUUACAUUUAUUAUUUCAAUUUCAUUCAUUUUGUACAUCAUCAUCAUCAUCAUCAUCAUCGAUGGCUGCUUUGGCUACAUCAAAUGGUUUAAAAUCUCCGGAUAUUGCUAUGCAUGAAAUGCAUAAUCAUCAUAAUCAACGACAUAUUUAUGGUAAUAAUAAUCAUCGUCACAAUCAAUCAUCAUCAUCAUCAUCAUCAAUUCGUUACUUUUUAUUGGCAAUUUAUAUUCUAUUGAUUGGAUUUUUGGUCACUAUACUUGCAAUAUUCAUUGCAAUACCAUCGAUGAUUAAAAAUUUAAUUUAAUUUGAGAAAAAAAA